Molecule: messenger RNA, 2045 nt
Organism: Myxozyma melibiosi
Lineage: Eukaryota; Fungi; Ascomycota; Lipomycetes; Lipomycetales; Lipomycetaceae
Product: NUDIX hydrolase domain-like protein
Exons: 4
Coding region: 495-1670 (391 amino acids)
Molecular function (GO): coenzyme A diphosphatase activity
Source: RefSeq, a predicted model, not a curated record
GCGACCCGAUCAGGCAGGCAAAGUCACAUGAUGGAAAAAGCACGCACCCCGUGAACAGCGUUCGUUUCUGGCAAGUUCUCGGCGAAAGAGGAAAUUCUGUGUCGUCAUCGAAGAAAUUGCCCGAAUCGGCGAGCCCCGGUGGCGCAUGGUUUCAACCCGACAGCUCACCGACGUGAUCACUGAACCUGCGUAUUAGUGAUUGUUUGUCAACGCGAUUGCCCGCUGCUGCGGAGGAGAACAGGUGAAACAGACGAAUGCUGGAGAUGACGAUUGAAGAGAGCAAAAGAAAAAGAAAAGAAGAAAGAAGAAGCCUAUUUCGUUCCUCUGCUUCGCUUCUUCGACAUUAAUGUUCCGUAGUAUUCAUGAGUAAUCAUCGGCCAUGUCUGUAGUCAUCCCUUAGUCAUCCUGAAUCACCUCAGACAUCGUUACUAAUCAAUCUCGGUUCAUCAGCGACCUUCCUCCCAACUCGCCGAACUCGCUCCUCUUCCCGCCCUAUGAAUCUCUCCACCAUCUCCGCUGCCCGCGAGCUCGCCCUCGAGGUCCCGCCUGGCGAUCCGGCCGCGCCUGUGUCUUCUGGUGCAAUCCGCCACUGUGCUGUCGCGCUGGUGCUUCGGUCCCGGGACCUCUCGGAACGCGUAAACUCCCUCGACGCUCUCCUGCGCCACGUACACGACUCUACCACUGAGGUACUGCUCAUCAAACGCUCCACCAGAGAUUCUGAUCGCUGGUCUGGCCACGUCGCUCUCCCUGGCGGGAGAAGAGAUCCCGAGGACGAUUCCGACCUCGCGACCGCAAAGCGCGAGGCCCUCGAGGAAGUCGGCAUCGAUCUCGACAAAUGCGCCCUCUACGUCGGUCCGCUCAAGCAGCGCUAUGUGACUGCUUACUGGGGCGGCAAAAUUAUCAUGCUCAUGUGCACUUAUGUUUUUUUCGUCAAUACGCCCGAGCCAAUUGAACUCACUUUGCAGGAAUCUGAGGUCGCACUCGCUUUCUGGUGCCCGUUGACUGCACUAGCCUCUCGCGAGGCUCAAUGUCGCUUUUCGCGGCCGGUAGGCAAAACGGCGCAUCUCGGCAGGAUCCCCCGCUUGCUUCAAUCAUACAUCUCGUCUGUCAUUGGCAAUCUGGAGUUUGCUGGGAUUAAAAUUCCAAAAUCCUGUCUGGAUGAUCCGGAUGCGUACCCCGAGAUGAUCAUGUGGGGUCUCACGCAUAGCAUCAUGCUCGACCUCUUUGAUAUAAUCUACCCAGAUAGAAAAGGAACGUGGCCUCAGCUGCCAGUGUCCUCUCAGCUGGAUACGUGGUUGAUCACGGAGCUUCUGGGCCGUAAGUAUUUCGAGAUUAGCGCUUCCGGUGGUAUGCGUGCUGAUAAAGCCGUUUGGACACCAAUCGUGGCCGACAAAAAUGCAGCAGCCUCUCCGCAGAGCACCGGUGGAGCGCCUGCUACUUCUGCGCAGAGCACCGGUGGAGCGCCUGCUACUUCUGCGCAGAGCAUCCCUGCAUCGGACCUUUGUUCCGCGACUGGUCCACAGAAAGUUUUUGUCGGCUAUGUGCGUGACCGCUAUUUCACGGUGUUCAAGACCGCGAUCGGAAUCGCAGCGUCUGUGCGGUUCUCGCUUGCAGCUUACGUAGCUUUCAGGAUAGGUAAAUCGCUGUACCGGGCGAUGCGAUAUAGAUGAGUUUUAUUUUUUUUUAAUUGAAUCGCUAUGGUCGCUGCUGUUCAGAAGGCUUGUCACGACGGGUUUUGGUAACUACAAGCUCAGUUUUCGCCACAAGCCACCUGUACAUUUGUGCACGGCUCCAAUGUGAGCAGUUUGACAAGUUCGCAAUUUUACGCAUGAUAAAGUUAAACGUGCCAGGUUAUAUCGUAGCGGGUUAGUGGGAAACAAAACCACACAGACAGGAGGUAAAAGCUCUCGAGAAAAUCGGCUAUCUAUACGACGACGUAUGCAAGGAAAGUCUCUUUUUCUUAGACCGUUCUUUAGUCUAAAAGUUAUUUCCUACAAUGUUGCGAUGUUGUGGCUUGUAUCACUUGUUGUUCUCCCCGGCCGCCU